Messenger RNA from Trametes versicolor FP-101664 SS1, 1692 nucleotides. RefSeq lists its product as uncharacterized. The transcript is spliced from 5 exons. The record is from RefSeq and is a predicted model, not a curated record. The coding region runs from base 1 to 1692 and encodes 563 amino acids. Lineage: Eukaryota; Fungi; Basidiomycota; Agaricomycetes; Polyporales; Polyporaceae.
AUGGUUGAUAUCUCUUCUCCAGCCACUCCUCCUCAUGCCGCCGCCGAUCCCGUCGAGGAUGUUCCGGCCGACUUUCACCUCGACUACGUUUCUGCCAAAACAGAGACUGACGACGCUACCGGUUCAUCACAUGGUAGGCGUCGCUAUGCGCGGAAGAUGGGCGAGUCCGAGCUCGCGUACUACCUUCCUUCGCGCCAGAACGGAGUGAACGAUAUGUACUUGCAUCUCGGCUUCAAAGCGUCCGCGCAUAUCGUCCAGCGCUCUCGAGUGUGCACAGUGUGGGCCAUUUUGCGUAUCCGCCAUCCGAUGCUCUGCGCGCGCGUGGAGAUGCGUGAUUAUGAUGAUGUAGGGUUCAUCUAUGACGCUCCUACAUCGCCGGUCGACGCCUACCAUGACGCAGAUACUCGCCUAGAAUACCGCACACAGUCACAGGAAGAACUAAUCAAUGCUCACCUGAACGGACCGCGGACUCUCUCAGAUUCUAGGUUGUCAUACCUCACCAUCUCUGAGCCCCCGACCUCGUCAAGCCUUAUGCUUACGCCGCCUCGUACCCCAUCACCCAUCAACCGUAUGCUCGACCAUAAACAUGUGCCUAAACACAACAACGAGGCAGAGCCCUGGCGGCAGUACGAGUUCCUACUAUGCACUACCCACUUCGUCGGCGACGGUAUGGCGCUGCAUCAAUUUGGGAACGACUUCUUCACCCUCCUCGCUGGUGGAAGGUCUGACGACGAGCUCAAAGAACUCUUACGUGAAGAGUGGCAUGUCCGAUGGCGUGUUCCUCCCGAAACGUUACGCCGCACCGCCGCGCAAGUCGACUUCCAGCUCUCGCAGCAGCGACUCGUCGGUGGACAAGUCUUCCCCCGACGAGCGCACCCCGAGCGACACAGCAUCAUCCCCACCGCCAGCUUCACCGAAGACCGCACGAAGGCGAUCCUGCAGAACUGCAAGGCCCACGGCGUCUCCAUCUCCGCCGCGCUCUUCGCCAUCUGCAACCUCGCGUGGGCGCGCAUGGGCGCGGGCGGAGACAAGACCGCGCCCACGCUCAUGUACUCUGCGCUGAACCUCCGCCCAUACUUCUCGCCCUCGCGCGCGCGCCCCGCGCCGUGGGACUCGUACUGGUACCUGGCGCUCGGGUAUUUCCACGUCGUGCUCCCGAGCUUCCUUCCAUCCGAUCCCGCGCUGGUGGCGCGAACGUUCUGGCUGCGUGCGCGUCAGGCGAAGGAGCAGAGCACUCGCGCUGCGCGGAGCCCGCUUGCGGCCUCUCGGACGCACGAGAUGGCCCGGGAACGCGCAGAUCGUGCGCGUGCAUGGGCGAAGGAGGAUCGCGCUCGCGAGAAGGGUACUUGGAUGGCCUCCUGCCCUAGCACCCGCCAAAGCUCGGACGUGGACUCGCCUCCGAAGGUGUCUGUGCUUCCGGAACGCGCAAAAGCAUCGUCGGCAGCCUUCAUGGGCCUCUCGAUGCUGGGCAACCUGGACGGCAUCUACAAUCAUGCUGCGUUCCCUGAAGCCGGGGUCCAUACGCUCACGACGGGCUCGCGGCAGCGUCAUGGUGCGAUGCUUCUCUUGGCGUACACGUUCAAGGGCCGAUUGCGCAUCAUCCUGGGAUACGACAGCAAUGGCUUUGAAGGUGACGUUGUGGAUCGCUUCUGGAAGGAGGCUCUGGGGUGUGUCGAUGAGUUCCUGGGGUGA